AUGAAAUUAUUCGAGGAUAUUUCAUGUUUUGUACGUUAUUUAUGGACUGUUAUUUUUCAUAAACUCAUGGUUUUUAUCGCUGGUGUACGUAUAAAUAUACGCCUUAAUGGUACUGGAUAUCAAGUUUCUUACAAACGUCUUCUACUUCAUGACAUGUCCAAAUUUAGUAUUGCUGAAUUUUGGCCAUACGCUAUUCAUUUUUGUGGUAAAGCGAAAGAAAAGGAGACUUUCCAUAAGGCAUGGCUUCAUCAUGUAGCUUCCAACGACCAUCACUGGGAACAUUUUAUUCCAAAUUAUUCAGAUAUAUCAAACCAACUGUGGAAUGAACCGCAACUAGCACAGCCACCGAAAGAAAUACCAGACGAUGCACUAAUGGAAAUGAUUGCCGAUAAUAUAGGUGCUACGCGUUCGUAUGAGGGUCAUUGGCCAACGAAAUACAAAUGGACAUGGUUAACAAAUUAUUAUGAUAAAUAUAUUUUACAUCUACAUUCAAGAAUAAAAAUGUCAGCAUUAUUAUGUGCAUUAGGAUACGCUGAUGUACUUCCAUCGCCAUUCGACUGGGAUUCAAUCAACAUUCUACCUGAUCGCAAUACAGUGAAUCGGUUACGUUUAUUAGCAAAAAAAGACGAAUAA
Molecule: messenger RNA, 633 nt
Organism: Didymodactylos carnosus
Lineage: Eukaryota; Metazoa; Rotifera; Eurotatoria; Philodinida; Philodinidae
Source: the annotation of a GenBank genome assembly